CCCCUCUCCUCCAGCUUCUUCCACUCCUCCUCCUCCUACCAGCGCUCUACCUCACGAUCCUCCUUUGUUCUCCUCCUAGUCUGCUGAGACUCCUCUUCCCCUCGUUUUUGCUCUGUCUCGCUCUGCUCACUCCCAGGCAAAGUUUGGACUCGUAGCCUUUACAACGUUCUGUCUGGCAUUUCUCUUUCCCUGGAACUUGACAAGAAAGUCACUCCUUGAAUUUCCACUCAAUCCGACCUCAAGCAAACAUGGGGCCCACAAUGGUGAAUUCUAUCAAGCAAACUACGAAGAAGGAGGAAACAAUUGAAGUACCUACCACAUCUGCGCGCGAUCGGCCCUUCAGACUGAAGAAGUGCAUGCGGGAGCCACGGGACGAAUGUGGAAGGUCGCUUAGGAAGAUGAAUGUUCGUCUUAGUGCUUAAGUAUGCUCAUGAUUGUGCAUCUCUUGUAAAUUCUUAGGACUUACGUCCUUCGCGUAAUCCAGUACAGCAGCGAAAGAAUGCAUGGGCAAUCUAUGAUUCGAUCGCAAACAUGUGAAUAAAGCACGAUUUCCUCCGA
Guillardia theta CCMP2712 is the source of this 558-nucleotide messenger RNA. RefSeq lists its product as hypothetical. The transcript has a single exon. Bases 249 to 422 code for a protein of 57 amino acids. NCBI's taxonomy places the organism in Eukaryota, Cryptophyceae, Pyrenomonadales, Geminigeraceae. The record is from RefSeq and is a predicted model, not a curated record.